GCCUCCAAUAUGGCGUCCUCCAUUUAGGCAGGGGCCGUGGUUUCUACCCAGAUGGCCGGGGACGGUGCUGAGCCGAGGCUGUUGUGUAUCUAGCCCAUGCUGCAGAAAGCUGCAGUGAAAGUUCCUUUCUAUUCUCGGCUCCAGGAACCCACCCCGCUCUGAGGCGCUGCUUCUAACUAGUCCCUGCAAGUUCCUCCUCUGCCCCUGGUUUGUUCCCCGCGCCACCUCCGGACACCCCCAGGUCCCUGACACUGUCAGACUCAAACUAUGAGCCUUCGGCAGCGGCUGUUUCGCUUGCCCCGUUAUCUCGGGGCCUCGGGUUCCCCGCGUCGCCUGUGGUGGUCCCCGUCCCUCGACACCACCUCCUUGGUGGGCUCCUGGCGUGGUCAGUCUUCCAGGUCCCCAGCCCACUGGAACCAAGUGGUGUCAGAGGCAGAGAAGAUCGUGGGCUAUCCCACGUCCUUUAUGAGCCUCCGUUGCCUGCUGAGCGACGAACUCAGCAACAUCGCUAUGCAGGUGCGGAAGCUGGUGGGGACUCAGCACCCUCUGCUUACCACAGCCAGGGGGCUUGUGUACGACAGCCGGCAUAACCUGCAGUUGAGGGGCUUGGUGGUGCUACUUAUUUCUAAAGCAGCUGGGCCCAGCAGCAUGAAGGCUUCAUGUCAGAACUAUGACAUGGUCAGUGGGAUCUACUCGUGUCAAAGAAGUUUGGCAGAGAUCACAGAACUUAUCCAUACUGCUCUCCUUGUACAUCGUGGGAUAGUAAAUUUAAAUGAAUUGCAAUCUUCUGAUGGGCCACUGAAAGACAUGCAAUUUGGAAAUAAAAUAGCUAUCCUGAGUGGAGACUUUCUUCUAGCAAAUGCCUGCAAUGGACUAGCUCUGCUACAGAACACCAAGGUUGUGGAACUUCUAGCAAGUGCCCUUAUGGACUUGGUACAAGGAGUAUACCAUGAAAAUUCUACUUCAGCAAAGGAAAAUUAUAUCACAGAUGAUAUUGGAAUAUCGACUUGGAAGGAGCAGACUUUUCUCUCCCAUGGUGCCUUAUUAGCAAAGAGCUGCCAAGCUGCAAUGGAAUUAGCAAAGCAUGGUGCUGAGGUUCAGGAUAUGGCAUUUCAGUAUGGGAAGCACAUGGCCAUGAGUCAUAAGAUAAAUUCUGAUCUCCAGCCUUUUAUUAAAGAAAAGACCAGUGACUCCACAACUUUUCAUCUGAACUCAGCUCCCGUAGUCUUACAUCAGGAGUUUCUUGGAAGAGAUUUGUGGAUUAAGCAGAUCGGAGAGGCUCAAGAGAAAGGAAGAUUAGACUAUGCUAAGGCUUGGCCUCAAGGAGUGUUUGAGGUGCUGGAGGACAGCUGAGGAAAUGGAGAGCUAGUGCACUGAGCACACGCUGCAGGCGCUGGGCUGAUGGCCUGCCCACAGCACGGGGUCGCUGCCGGAGACGCUGCCAGAGCCGCCGUAUGAAAGUUUGAAAUCCUCCCCUCCUCGUUUCCUUAAAAAUCAGAUAAAACCAUUUAUUUUUCUUUUGGCAAUCACAUUUCAGACAAGUGUUUUUCCUUGCAGCAAUAAUGACUAUAUUUUGUUCAAUCUGCUUUUCAAAACGAUUAAUUUCCUAAAGUCAGAUUUUGCAACUUUGGCUUUGAUUCUAAAUCUCCUUCAAAAUACAAUUAUUAAUGAUGGAAAAAUAAUCACUGCUCAAUUUCCGUCUAUAAUAAAGCAGAGAGGCUUUUGUACCAUGUGAAACUUUUAACCAAAAAUAAAUUCCAAUCACACAAGCGGCAGUUAGUCUGCUGAACCAGAGUUGUGCCUUAUUAUGAGCCCUCAAGUCCUCUCUCAAAACAGUUGCCCUCUGGACAUGCAUUCAUUCCCUGUCAUCAAGCUAGUUUUUUUCCUCCGUAAGUCUCUGAAUAUAUUAUUUUGCAUUUGUCCCCAGUGACUAUCAUCUUGCUUUGAUGAUCUGUUCUUCUAAUUUCUUAAUGUUAUUUUAAAAUUAGAUUCUUGUUCUCUGAGGUGUUAGCAAUCCCACACACCUC
Equus quagga is the source of this 2027-nucleotide messenger RNA. It is a transcript of the gene PDSS2, whose product is annotated as decaprenyl diphosphate synthase subunit 2. Gene Ontology annotation, cellular component: mitochondrion; transferase complex. The transcript is spliced from 8 exons. Gene Ontology annotation, molecular function: prenyltransferase activity. NCBI's taxonomy places the organism in Eukaryota, Metazoa, Chordata, Mammalia, Perissodactyla, Equidae. The coding region runs from base 268 to 1353 and encodes 361 amino acids. The record is from RefSeq and is a predicted model, not a curated record. Gene Ontology annotation, biological process: isoprenoid biosynthetic process; ubiquinone biosynthetic process.